GACGCCGAUUUUGACGCCGAUUUCGCCCACGCCGGUUCCAAUGGUUCGGCGUCAAACCGGCGUGGGCGAAAAAUCGGCGCUCCGGUGGUGACGCCGACCAUUGGAGAUGCUCUAACAAAAUUUUCAGCCAAUCCUCUCUUAAAAUCGUUUGUGUUUAUCUCCGACGGGGCAUUUCAGCCAAUCGCCGCGCCCCGUUCAAGUUUCGUAAUAAAUUCCAUGAUAUCGCAGUUACUCGCGAGGAUGCCAUGGCUCCUCGUUGCCGUCGUGAUCUUGCGCAGCGUGGUUGUCGCGCAAGACUAUCUGCCUCCGGAGGGGCCGCCUCCGCCACCCCUGGAGAUCGAGAAGUGCAACGGGAUCUUCCUGUCGUACACGUUCGAGGGGCGGGAGAAGGAGUACCCGCUCGUGAAGAACAUGACCGCGCAGGCGUGGGCGUUCAAGGCAACGGCCACGAUCCUCAAUGCCGGCACGCAGGAGCUCAAGUCGUGGAAGAUGUUUGUGGGGUUCCAAUACGACGAGCUCCUGGUGUCCGCGGAAGGGGCCAUAGUCGUCAGCGGUGAGGGGUUCCCUGUCCGCGUGGGGAAGAACGGGACCGUGCUGGCCGGGUACCCCCAAGCGGACCUCAAGACCGCCAUCGAGACGGCCUCGGAUUACGAGCAGAUGCAAGUGCACGUUGGGCUAAAGGGCACGCAGUUUGGGGUGGUGGACAAAGCCACCCCGAUGCCCAAGUCGUUGAAGCUUAUUAAUGAAGGCUACAAAUGCCCCCCGGCAACCCGAAAGGGGCCCUACAUGCACGUCUGCUGUAGAAAAGAUCCUAAAUUCAAAGAAAAGAAAAAAACGAAAUACACAGCACGCACCUACGACGACCUCCACUUCACUUACGAUGUCCUCAAAGCUUACGAGAACAAGUAUUUGGCUCAGGUGACCAUCGACAACCUCCACCCCCUCGGCCGCCUCGACCAGUGGAACCUCACUUGGGAAUGGAUGCGCAACGAGUUCAUCUACGACAUGCGUGGCGCCUUCACCCACCGCAAAGACCCCUCCGACUGCAUCUACGGCCCGCAAGGCCAAUACUACAAAGACUUUGAUUUCUCCACCGUCAUGAACUGCCAGAAAAGACCCCUCAUCUCCGACCUCCCACCGCAGCUCGACAACGAUGAUAAGGUUGGAAAACUCCCCUACUGCUGUAAGGACGGCCUCCUCCUCCCCAUCACCAUGAACCAGACCAAAGCCAGAGCCAUUUUCCAAAUGGAGGUUUUCAAACUCCCCCCCGAUUUGAACCGGACCGCGAUCAACCCGCCUCAGAACUGGAAGAUCACGGGCCGCUUGAACCCUAAUUACAAAUGUGGACCGCCUGUCCGGGUCGACCCGUCCGAGUUCCCCGACCCGCGGGGGAUCGACGCCACGGAGUCCGCCAUCGCCAGCUGGCAGGUCAACUGCAACAUGAGCCGCCCCAAGCCCAAGCAAAACCGGUGCUGCGUCUCCUACUCGGCUUUCUACGCAGACGGGGCCGUCCCGUGCAACACGUGCGCCUGCGGCUGCGAGGACGAGCCUCCGCGCUGCGACCGGAACGCAGCGGCGCUGCAUAUCCCUCCGAGCGCCCUGCUGGUCCCCUUUGCGAACCGGAGCAAGAAGGCGGCGGCGUUCGCCAGGAUCAACCAUCAAAAGCUUCCGCGGAAGCUGCCCUGCCCGGACAACUGCGGUGUGAGCAUCAACUGGCACGUGGACUCCGACUUCAAGACCGGGUGGACGGCGAGGAUGACCUUGUUUAACUGGGAGGAGGACGCGUUCGUGGACUGGUACUCGGCCUUGGUGAUGAAGCGAGCGUUCCCCGGGUUCGAGAAAUCGUACUCGUUCAACGGGAGCGUGUUGGAUGGCAUGAACAACACCAUCUUCAUGCAAGGCUUACCAGGGCUAAAUUACCUUGUUGGGGAGGUGAACGGGACCCGACCCGGCAAGGAUCCGCCCGUGCCGGGGAAGCAGCAGUCGGUGCUAUCGUUCUCAAAGAAGCAUAUUCAUGGGUUGAAGAUUGCGCGUGGGGACGGCUUCCCUACCAAGCUGUAUUUCAAUGGGGAGGAGUGCGCGCUUCCCAAGGUGUUGCCCAAGGCUGCUGCACCCGCGCCGCCCGUGGUGCUCACUUGCUCGCUCUUGCUUGCCAUUCUUACUUUACUUGUGCUUUUUUUUAACUGACUACAAUGUAGUUUUCCUUUAGUUUAUUGCAACUACACCAACUUUUUUUUCACACAAAUGAAAUCAGACCUCUUUUAUGUUAUGAAACAUGUAUUUAUGUUCUGCAGCUGACAAUAGAACAGAGAGAGUGAAGACACUUAUGUGAUUUAGUUAGGGUCAAUAACUUGUCUGAAAUUUCAUGGCUUCAAAGAAAACUUCAGAUACCGUGAGCAACUGCGAAAAUCUUUAGAUAAAUGAGAUGAGAUGAGAUGAGAUGAGAUGAGAUGAUAAUAGUUAAUUACAGUCUGCUAGAAACAAGCUAAAGGUAAUUUUGGGACGAUUUUUGUAAAUUAAUGCAGCCAAUUAAGAUUAAAAAAAAAACAACCCCUGUUUUAAU
Messenger RNA from Salvia splendens (bonfire salvia), 2563 nucleotides. RefSeq names its product COBRA-like protein 10. Gene Ontology annotation, biological process: cellulose microfibril organization. Lineage: Eukaryota; Viridiplantae; Streptophyta; Magnoliopsida; Lamiales; Lamiaceae. Gene Ontology annotation, cellular component: membrane. The record is from RefSeq and is a predicted model, not a curated record. The coding region runs from base 217 to 2187 and encodes 656 amino acids. The transcript has a single exon.